GAACGUUCGAGCCCAGCCUCGGUCAUGUUAAUGACUCGGUUGGUUGGUUGGUGAGUUGGCUGGCGAAACAGGAUGGAUGCAAUCAACUCCGUCCUAGCCUUACCUAAGGUACCUGCCCACCUCCUACCAAGACUUGUUGACUGUCUGCUCCGAACUUACCCAAGAAAAGCUCAAGCUGGGACGCGAGUCCCUUUUAGGUCGGCCAUGAUGAUAAUCGUCAACAUCAUCGUCGUCAUGACCAUAAACGUACUGAUAGAGAAAAGAAAAAUACAAAUGUAAAUGGAUAAUAAGAGUGAUAUUAAUGCCGUGAACAGGAUGGAGACACACAGUCGAUAUUAACACACGACGAUGCUCUUUUCAGGUGCAUUAUCCUGUUCACUCCGGGUGUAGGUAGG
Molecule: messenger RNA, 395 nt
Organism: Aspergillus costaricaensis CBS 115574
Lineage: Eukaryota; Fungi; Ascomycota; Eurotiomycetes; Eurotiales; Aspergillaceae
Exons: 1
Coding region: 73-279 (68 amino acids)
Source: RefSeq, a predicted model, not a curated record